Zingiber officinale is the source of this 1245-nucleotide messenger RNA. Its product is annotated as WRKY transcription factor 71-like. Gene Ontology annotation, biological process: regulation of DNA-templated transcription. NCBI's taxonomy places the organism in Eukaryota, Viridiplantae, Streptophyta, Magnoliopsida, Zingiberales, Zingiberaceae. The transcript has 3 exons. The record is from RefSeq and is a predicted model, not a curated record. The coding region runs from base 50 to 1054 and encodes 334 amino acids. Gene Ontology annotation, molecular function: sequence-specific DNA binding; DNA-binding transcription factor activity.
GCGGCUGUUACGGAUCUAGCUUGGAGCUCAGGUCAGGUAGUUACGUUCCAUGUCGGGGGAUCAGGAUCACAGGGAGCUCUACAAUUUCUUUUUCCAAGAUGAAUUCUCGCCGCUCUUCCCCCAGAAGCCGGCGGCCGGAAGUGCAGGUGCAGAUGCCUACGGCCACCAUUCCCCGGCGGCGCCACCGACGACGACGUUCUUGAGCAUCACCGACUUGUUACGGAGCUCGAUGGUCGACUACGCGGCGGUGGAUAAGGCUUUUGGAUUAUCGUCGUCGUCCUCUUCGCAAGUGCCGGUGGCGGCGGCGACGGUCGGUUCUGAGCUGAUGCUGGAUGUUAAUAGUUUGAGUACUGGAAAUCCUCCGGUCACGCCUAACUCUUCGAAUUGUUCGUCGUCUACUGAGGCCGCCGGGGACGAGGACGCGCUCCGGCGGUGCAAGGAGGAGCAGCUGAAGCAGGAAGAGGAGGUGCAACGGCCUGAGGAGGCUGUGGCUGAUCAUAAAGUGGGCGAUAUGUCUAAGGAAGAGAAUGAUAAACCGAAGAAGAAGGGAGAGAAGCGAGCAAGAGAACCUCGCGUUGCUUUCGUCACUAAAAGCGAAAUCGAUCAUCUUGAAGACGGCUAUCGAUGGAGGAAGUAUGGUCAGAAAGCUGUCAAGAACAGCCCUUAUCCAAGGAGCUACUACCGUUGCACGUCGCAGAAAUGCCCGGUAAAGAAGAGGGUGGAGAGAUGCUACCAAAAUCCAAUGAUUGUGAUAACCACCUACGAGGGAAAGCAUACUCAUCACUGCCCCAUAACCCUAAGGGGGAGCACACACCUGUUCCCGCCGCCGCCGGCCAUGUCUGCGAGCUUCUGCCACAAUCUCAUGAUGCAGCAAGCUGUGCAACGACUGAACAGCAGCGCCGGCGAUAACAAAUUCGGACAGCGAGGGAACUUCAUUGACCCUAAUGUGUUUCUGCAGAACCUGCCGCCAUCUCUCCAGCAGCUGCAGUUUCAGGACUAUGGUCUCUUGCAAGACGUGGUUUCUUCCAUGGUGAAUGAGAGGCAAUUACCAUGAUUAUAUAUAUUUAUAUGAUUAUAUAUAAGUAAUGUCAAUGUACGUUCACGAUUGACUAAGUGUAUUUCACUUGAGACAAUAUUUUCAAGCAAUCUAGCUAAUCCUGAGCUUUAUAUGAAGGAGAAUGUUGUACAAUUAACGAUGUGAGUGAACACGUAUGGUAGUACUAAGGCUAUUGGCAAAAUUCACUA